Molecule: messenger RNA, 1279 nt
Organism: Gasterosteus aculeatus aculeatus (three-spined stickleback)
Lineage: Eukaryota; Metazoa; Chordata; Actinopteri; Perciformes; Gasterosteidae
Gene: tmem50a
Product: transmembrane protein 50A
Source: RefSeq, a predicted model, not a curated record
CAACAGCCUCUCAGAGGUUCCCUCAUCAAACGAGUGUGUUUGAACUGCGCAUGUGCAGGACCGAGUGAUAUCGGAAGCAAAGACGGGCUAAUCGAGGGGGUUCACGCAAAAAAACAAGACCGAAAAUAAGAGUCAUGUCAGGUUUCCUGGACGGGAUCCGGUGCGGAGACUGCGAGUGCAAUGUGGACUGGGGAGAAAGAAGAAACACUAUUGCAUCCGUGGCUGCUGGAGUUCUGUUCUUCACAGGUUGGUGGAUCAUCAUCGAUGCUGCGGUGAAGUAUCCCGACGACGGCCAGUUUCACCAUGCCUAUCACACCUGCGGUGUCAUCGCUACAGUGGCCUUUCUCAUGAUAAAUGCGGUUUCAAAUGGCCAAGUGAGGGGAGACAGCUACAGCGAAGGCUGCAUUGGACAGACGGGCGCUCGAGUGUGGCUCUUCAUCGGCUUCAUGCUGGCUUUUGGGUCCCUCAUCGCCUCUAUGUGGAUUCUGUUUGGCGGAUUUGUGGUGCCUCAGAAGCCCGUUGUGUACCCCGGCAUUGCUGUUUUCUUCCAGAAUGCGUUCAUUUUCUUCGGGGGUUUGGUCUUCAAGUUCGGACGUACAGAGGAUCUGUGGCAGUAGCAGACUUUGUGUGUGUUCGUGUACACUCUUUAUACACUCUGCUUUCUAUACACUAGGAGAUGGUUAUUCGUGGUUAUUCACUUUAUACAAACACCUUUUUAGCUUUCCAAUUAACAUUUUUAAUUUGUAUUGUUUGCUGUAUAAUGGCUACAUUAUAACUAAGCACAAGUUUUCAUAGUUUAUUUUGAAAGGUGUGAUGACAUAUUUAAUUGUGUCUAUUCACACAGACUGUAUAGCCAUGUUGUUAUAAUGGUUUACAACUUAUAUUUGAAUUUGGGGAUCUCUCAGCUGUCUACUUUUCCUUUGGGUAUACUUACUUUUACAGCAUCCAUUAUAUUUGAACAGUCUUUUAAGUGGAAAAAGCAUAAAUUAUUCUGGAAUAAAACAUCAUUUAGGGCAAUAUUUCACAAAACUGAACACAUUUACUGAAUGUAACCAUAUUGGGGUUGUUUUUUUCCUCAAAUAACAUUAUCAGCUCUGACACGGUUAAUUAGCUCGCACUGCUGACAUGAUGUCAACAAGGUUUUGAAGUCUAUUGGUCGUUAUAAGCGUACGGGAGGUUUUUAUCUGACUGCAAAACUUAACAUCUGCUUGUGUAACAUCCAAACCACGAGGUCAUCUUCUGACGACCAUGGCAGCAUUAAACGGAGACGUAACGGGCA